Messenger RNA from Uloborus diversus, 3218 nucleotides. RefSeq lists its product as uncharacterized. NCBI's taxonomy places the organism in Eukaryota, Metazoa, Arthropoda, Arachnida, Araneae, Uloboridae. Gene Ontology annotation, molecular function: transcription coregulator activity. The record is from RefSeq and is a predicted model, not a curated record. The transcript has 3 exons. The coding region runs from base 1 to 3105 and encodes 1034 amino acids. Gene Ontology annotation, cellular component: nucleus. Gene Ontology annotation, biological process: regulation of transcription by RNA polymerase II.
AUGGUAACGAUAUUUACCACAGGCAGAGGCGGUUGGAGGUGUCUUGAAAACAAUAUGGAGAACCCCGCGCACGUUUACACAACGGGGAUUCCAAUGUCAGAGAAAGGAAAUUUUGGUCAGAAUAAGUAUGGCUGCGUUAGUGGUGAGACGUUAGAUUUAGAACACAUCAACAAAUUGGAUGAUCACAAUUAUCCAUGUGAUUCUCAACUAGUCUUGCGUGAUUUAAGCUGUGAGAAUAGUGAGUUCAUUAACAAUUCGAUUCAAGAUGGCUUCCAAUCAGAAAUACUGUGCAGUUUUAUCUGUGAUGCCGGCUUACCAUCGAAUGAUGACCCUCUUGUGGAUGGAACAUCUUUGGAGAUGGAUGCGAUUACCGAAUCGGAUUCGCAUAUUAAAUUCAUUAAUUCUCCAGGAACAUCUUUUUCUGACAAACUAUGCGCCUUUUCGUCGAUGGAAGUUCCGGUGCCAAACCUCGACGAACAGCUAGAAAACUAUUUACUUCCCGAGUUUAAAGUAAUAGAACACAAACCUCAUGCUUCAGAAUCUCUUGAGGAGCAGCAAAGAACGGUUACGGAAACCAUAUCGGCGAUUGCAAAAAGUUUUGGGCUGGAAGAUCUGCUUCCUGAUACAUUUCAAGUAGAUGGCAAUAAAGAUGUUCUCUCUGAGUCGAUGGAAACUAACAGUUUAUGUGAUGGUAGCGCUGAAAAUAUUACAGGGAUAUCUUUACAUGAUUUUGAGAAGUGUGGUGAUAUACGAUCGCCUGAUUCUACUUUAUGUCUACAAGAACAUUUUGAUACAGAAGCGGAAAAAUAUGUUUUGGACAGCUUGGAAAUAUUAAGUGAUCCCUGUGAAGCUAAUCAUAGCUCUUUUGAUGAUCAACAUUUUGAAGUAGAAAUUGACGCAUCUACACAGGGUAUUGAUAGUACUGUUGAUAUGAACCAAGAUAAUCCUGAAUUUUGCCAAGAAAUUGGAAAUGUCAUAAAUGCAGAGUUCGUUAAUGACAUACCCAUUGUUAGCAUUUCUGAAGAUCAAGAUCAAAACGCCAAAGAAAAUUCCCAGGCAUGUUCCAGUUCUGGAACAGUAGUUAUUACUAGAGAUAAAACUUCACGGAAAAUGCAAAUAGUAUUGACCUUAGGUCAAGGGCAAAAGGUAUACGAUAUUGAUACUGAAGAUAUUGGGUGUAAUGAACAACCACUAGAUUUAGAGUUUCAAGAACCUAUUAGUGAUGAGAAUUUGACUGAAGAAUUGACAGAAUCGCCUAACAUUGUUAAUUUCUCAGAAGACAAACAUGUUUCUGUUCCUGAGGAAACUGAAUCAGAACACAAUGAUGACCCUGAAGAAUUAGAAUCGAAUAUCCAACAUGCUAAUUUGGCAGAAUUCAUAUCCAAUUUACCUGUCACCAACAAAGCUAGGAGAGGGAAAACAUGGGUUUGUCCCAUCGAAGAUUGUGGACAGAUCUUGGAUAAAGAAUGCAAACUCAGGGUACAUAUGAUCAAUCAUAAUGGCGCCAGACCAUAUAAAUGUGAAGUCGAAGGGUGCGAUUGGGCCUUCACUACUCUAUACAGGUUAAGAAGGCAUGUAGAAACUCAUUUUGGAUCAAAAGAUUAUGAGUGUGAUUUUGAAGGUUGCAAUAGAAAAUUUACUACUGUUUACAAUUUAAAGACUCACAAAAAGCGACACAAAUGGCCAAAUUCCCUCACUUGUCCGUCAAAAAAUUGCAAAAUGAGCUUCGCAAAUCGUAGAAAAUUAGAAUUGCAUCUCAGGGUUCAUGAAGAUGUUGAAGCACCUUAUAAAUGUUCUUUGUGUGGCAAGCAAUAUUAUUCUGCAAAUUGCAUUGCAUCUCAUUACCGUACACAUCAGUACAAUGAGGAUGAUUUUAAAUGUCCAUUUCAAGGUUGUGGCAAAGUAUAUGAUAAAAUAUGCAGGCUCCGUCAACAUAUCAGACAUCAUACUGGUGAUCGUCCUUACUCGUGCCCCGCAGAGGGGUGCAAGUGGAGUUUUAUGAGUGCCAGUAAACUGACAAGACAUAUGCGCAAGCAUACGGGUGAACGUAAAUUUGUCUGUACUGAACCUGGUUGCGGUAAAUCUUUCAUGAGACCAGAACAUUUGAAAGGACAUAUUGUCAUUCAUUCGGGAGACAAACCUUUCGAAUGUCCUCAUGAAAAUUGCAAUGCAAGAUUUACUGCUAAAUCUAGUCUUUAUGUUCAUGUGAAAAAGCAUUGUCCUAGUGUGUUAAAAGUUGUUUAUCCUUGUCCAGCUCCAUCCUGUAUCAAAAAGUAUAACAGCAAAGCAACCCUCAAACAGCACCUCCAGAAGUUUCAUCCGGAAGUGAUGGCCAAUGGUAAAGAAUUAAAUAUAGCCGAGAAAUUGGAAUUGACUAUGCCUGUUUCUGUGGUGAAUCAGGACUCUGGGAAAUCUCUUCAGUUUUUGGAAAUAGAGGAAGGCAUCACAGAUGAUCCCGAUUCAAAUUUAAAGCUGGAGUUGUUGAAAGCAUCUGAACAAUCGGUGAAAAAUGAUGCUCCCUUAUCGGUUAACACAAACUCUUGCCCCGUCAUAAUCAAUACAAUACAAUGCUUGGACCUAUCUUACAAAGCUGUGCCAAAAUCAUCUAAAGCCAAUGUAAAAGAACAGUCAUCUGCUAAAAAUGCUAAACCUACAAAUUUGAAUUUUCCGUCGGUAACGUUAAUUCAUACAAAUGUAGGAGGUUGUGCAAGGACUGAUUAUUAUUGUGAUUAUAUUAAAAAAUGUGAACCAGAACCUAGUAACAUAGAUUUAAAUGAAAACACGAGUGAUGAUACAAAAAAUUAUUUAUCUCAUAGUCAUUCAAGUAUGGUUGUAAAAACCCCCGACAUAAUGCUUGCGUCUUCUCUCAUUUUUAAUGAUCACACACCAGAGCAUGUGUUAAAAAGUCAUUUCUCCCAUGAUGAAUCUUCAACUAGCCAUAGCUUAUAUCAUGAUGACAUACUAGCUAAUAGCUCAACUUUUGGAACUGAACUCAUACCCGUAUCACUUUUGUCAGAUGGAGGGGAAAGUAACUCUUCUGUUGUGUUUUCUGAACAAAAUGUUGAUGCGUUUCGUGAUUCGAUCCAUUUACAUGAUUUGGAUUGAUGUUAGUUGUUUAAUAGGUUUUAAAAAUGUACAUAUAGUUUUGCUUAUUUGUACAAUUUUUACUUAAAAUUUGUUAAAGUUGAAAUUUUUUACCUGUUACAUCUAUUUUUAAU